This is a messenger RNA of Falco peregrinus (peregrine falcon), 4310 nucleotides long. RefSeq names its product tripartite motif containing 8 (gene TRIM8). The record is from RefSeq and is a predicted model, not a curated record. NCBI's taxonomy places the organism in Eukaryota, Metazoa, Chordata, Aves, Falconiformes, Falconidae. The transcript has 6 exons. Bases 1683 to 3338 code for a protein of 551 amino acids.
CCCUCCCCCGUUCCUCGUCACCCACCCCCCCGGGCCGCGGCCGCCUCCCCGAGGGCGGCGGGAGGAAGGCCGGGGCGUGGGGCUCCGGCGCGCGGGCGGCGCCCAGGGCGACCCCAAGAUGGCUGGAGGCGGCGGCGGCGGGGGCAGGCUCGGGGGGCUGUGCUGAGCGGCCCCGCCGGGACGGGACGGCUCGGCUCGGCCCCGCAGCCGCAGCCCCUCCGCAGAGCCCCGCCGCGCGGGCGGGGGAGGCGGCGGGAGCGGUUUUGUUCCGGUGACUUUUUUUUUUAAUACCUUUUUUAAUUUUAUUUUAUUUUUUAAUUUAUUUUAUUUUUAACGCGUCUCCGGUCUCCAGCAGGGCAGCUCAAAAUGGCUGAGAGCUGACUCGGCUCUCCCGGAACCGCACGCUUCGGUCGGCUCCUCCCGGCUGCCGCCGCCGCCUCGCCCCUUCCCGGCGGGCCCGGAGCGGGGAGCGACCCGGAGGCUGCUCGGGCACCUCCGCCGCCCCCGGCUCCAUCGCAUUGUUGCCGUCGGGGGGGGGCUGCGUCCCCCCGGCCGGCCAUGAGACCGGGCUAGGUCGGACCCCCCCGCCCCGGACGCGCCGUUUUUCCCCCAGCCCCCGGUGGGAAGUCAGAGCAGGUUGAUUUGGGGUCCGCGGGGUUCAGAGCUCCCCCUCGGCAAAGCCCAUCCUCUCUCCCAUCCCUCUCCGGGAGCGUUGGACGAGGCUGGGAGGGCUGCGCUACGCUGGGGUUUGCUCUGAAUGACCGAGCUCUCCCAUUCAAGACCUCGCAAUCUCGAAGCAGACGAGAGGGGGUUUUUUCCCCUUUUUUUUUUUUUUUUUUCCUACCCCCCCCUCCCCGUCUCGGCUUCACCCCCCUUUCCUUUUUUUCUCUGCUGCUUCACCGCAUUAGAAGCAAAUCUCGGGGGCCACGGAGAGAAUUCGGUUUUUCGCCAUCGUCAUCGUCGCUAUUAUUAUUAUAUAUAUAUUUUUUUUUAAUCUUCCUCCUUUUCCCAUUUUGGAUCUUAACCCUUUGAUCUGUUUCCUUUAAAAGACUGAUUCCCAACUCCCAUCAGGGGGAGAGGGAGGAGAAAUACAGGGAAGAUAAAAAAAAAAAAAAAAAAAAAAAAAAACAACAAACCCGAGCGAGUCGGUGCUCUCAGCUGUUAGCCGGGCUUGUGGGGGACAAAAGUCCCUUUAAAAUAUUGAAUGUCAGUUGCAAACCUAAGAAAGGAAAAAUCUGAUCCGGAGCGCUAAAUUUAGGAGCUUUAUAUGGAACUUGGACUCUGCUGCUGGAUUUUGUAUGGAUUUUUUUCAACCUUUGGUAAGUUUCGAUUCACCUUCUGGGGUAAAAAGAAAAAGGGCUCCUGGGGGUGGCGGGGGCUGCGCGCCCUGCGGUGUCGCGUCGGGUGGUUUAACCGUUCGCGUCGCUUUUUUAAAGACAACCCCGGGGCCACCGGGGUUUCUGGCUGGCGAUUCCUCGAGUGCUGCGCCGUGCCCGAUUCUGUCCCCCGGUUUGGAACCCGCUGCCGUUUUUGUUGCGUCGUGCGGGGCGGGGGAGCCCGGCCGCUCACCCCCCGCUUUGCCGUUCCAGGGCGGACAGACCCCGGCGCCCGCCCCUAGACCGCACUGAGCGACCGAGCCGAGCCGGGGGGGGGGGAAGCGUCGCCAGCGGCUGCCGGCAGAGAUGGCCGAGAAUUGGAAGAACUGCUUCGAAGAGGAGCUCAUCUGCCCCAUUUGCCUGCACGUCUUCGUGGAGCCGGUCCAGCUGCCCUGCAAGCACAACUUCUGCCGGGGCUGCAUCGGGGAGGCGUGGGCCAAGGAGUCGGGCUUGGUGCGGUGCCCAGAGUGCAACCAGGCCUACAACCAGAAGCCCAACCUGGAGAAGAACCUGAAGCUCACCAACAUCGUGGAGAAGUUCAACUCCCUUAACUUGGAGAAGCCCCCCUCCGUCUUGCACUGCGUCUUUUGCCGCCGGGGCCCACCGCUGCCGGCCCAGAAGAUCUGUUUGAGGUGCGAGGCCCCGUGUUGCCAGUCCCAUGUGCAGACCCACCUGCAGCAGCCCUCCACCGCCCGCGGCCAUCUCCUGGUGGAGGCGGACGACGUGCGGGCCUGGAGCUGCCCCCAGCACAACGCCUACCGCCUGUACCACUGCGAGGCCGAGCAGGUGGCCGUCUGCCAGUUCUGCUGCUACUACAGCGGGGCCCACCAGGGACACUCGGUCUGCGACGUGGAGAUUCGCCGCAAUGAGAUCAGGAAGAUGCUGAUGAAGCAGCAGGACCGCCUGGAGGAGCGGGAGCAAGACAUCGAAGAGCAGCUCUACAAGCUGGAAUCAGACAAGCGGCUGGUGGAGGAGAAGGUGAGCCAGCUGAAGGACGAGGUGCGCCUGCAGUAUGAGAAGAUGCACCAGAUCUUGGAUGAGGACUUGCGGAAGACCAUGGAGAUCCUGGACAAGGCCCAGGCCAAGUUCUGCAAUGAGAACGCUGCCCAGGUCCUCCACCUCAACGAGCGCAUGCAGGAGGCCAAGAAGCUCCUCAGCUCUGUCCAGGUCAUGUUCGACAAAACCGAGGACAUCAACUUCAUGAAGAACACCAAGUCUGUGAAAAUCUUAAUGGACAGGACCCAGAACUGUACAGGUGGCAGCCUGCCCCCACCAAAAAUCGGCCACCUCAACUCCAAGCUCUUCCUGAAUGAGAUCGCCAAGAAGGAGAAGCAGCUCAGGAAGUUGCUGGAAGGUCCUCUGAGCACCCCUGUCCCCUUCCUGCAGAGCAUCCCCAUGUACCCCUGCACCGUCAGCAACUCCGGCGCGGAGAAGCGCAAGCACUCCACCGCCUUCCCCGAGGGCAGCUUCCUCGAGCCAUCGUCCGGGACUGUGGCGAGCCAGUACAUGAGCCAGGGCGCUUCGGCUGGCGAGGGGCAGUCUGCACAAGCCAUGGUGCCUUGUAGCUCCACGCAGCACAUAGUUGGACUUCCCAGCGGCCCGCAGCCGGUGCAUUCGGGCUCCGUCUUCAACCCAUCUCACUACCCCAACACCACGUCAUCUCAGCAGUCUGUGCUCUCCCAGUACGGCGGGCGCAAAAUCCUUGUCUGCUCUGUGGAUAACUGUUACUGUUCCUCCGUGUCCAACCACAGUGGGCACCAGCCCUACCCACGGUCAGGGCACUUCCCCUGGACGGUCUCCUCGCAGGAGUACUCCCACCCGCUGCCGCCCGCCCCCGCUGUCCCCCAGUCGCUCCCGGGACUUGCCGUGAGGGAAUGGAUUGACGCAUCCCAGCAGCACGGGCGGCAGGAUUUCUAUAGGGUCUACGGCCAGCCAUCGGCGAAACACUACGUCACCAGUUAACCGUCACACUCUCCGGAGAGUCCCGCUCAAUGACACGUUCGGAGAGAAAAGUCUGGUUUGGUUUGGCUUUUCUUUUUUUUUUUUUCUUUUUUUUUUAUUUUCCUUUUAAAUCAAACCCGAUUUUUUUCCCCACCUCAUGCCCCUCCAGGAUUUUGGGGAGGGUUGUUCUCUCAUCUCCCUCUCUUUCCUUUUUUUUUUUUUUUAAAUCCUUUUAAAACAAAAUCAUAAUUUUUUUUCUUUUAAUUACUUUUUUAAUUUAAUUUUGGAAAGUCCUUCCUGCCCCUCGCUGGGAAAAGACGAGGGAGAAAUUACCGAGAAGAAAUUGAUGGGGAUUUCACUCGGGCGUCUGGGUCUGUGCGUCGCAUUCUUCCUCGCUUCUCUCUGCCUUUGGAAAACUUCAGAAGGGACAAUGGCACCUUCUCUCUUUCCGUUUCUCAGAGUUCAUUAUUUCUGGUUUGGUUCAGUUUUUUCCCCUCUUCCCCACCCCCUCUUUUUCCCUUUUUAAAAAGAAAAAAAGAAAAAAAAUCUAUCAUUGAUUCAGUAUGAAAUUAUACUUGUAGAUUUUGGGUUUGUUACCUUUUUUUUUUUUUAAAGGUUGAUUAUUUUUUUUUUGUGUUACGAGGCCACUUCUCAUGCAUAUUGGCAUUUUUUUUCUUUUCAGAGAUUUGUAAAUACACAAUGGCAGGAAAUUUAAUGCACAAAAAAAGGGAAAAGAAACUUAAAAAAAAAAAAAACACGAAUAAAUAAAUAAAUAAAUAAAUAAAUAAAAAUCUGUUCUAGUUUUCAGGAGGGGAAGCGUGGCUGAAAUGCACCCCCCUCCUGCGUAUCGCUGAUGCAACUUCCUGUAACAAGCACUUUGUAUAAAAAAAAGUGGACUUCCUGCUAUAAGGCACAGGUAUUUAUUCUGUAACCGAUUUUAGAACACACACACACAAAAAAAGUAUCCAAAUAAAUGUGAUCACUUAGUGCAAA